Molecule: messenger RNA, 936 nt
Organism: Brassicogethes aeneus
Lineage: Eukaryota; Metazoa; Arthropoda; Insecta; Coleoptera; Nitidulidae
Source: the annotation of a GenBank genome assembly
CAAUAUAGUUGGAUUUUGAAAAUUUGACAAUAUGGUUUUUGAAAUAAAAAAUAAGGUUGCUUUGGUCACUGGAGGAGCUUCAGGAAUUGGCUUUGAGUAUUGUAGGGAGUUGUUAAAAAAUGGUGCAAAAGCUGUUACCAUUGCUGAUGUAAACGAGGCUUUGGGAGAUAAUGCGUUAUUGGAAGUAAAAAAAGAAUUUGGAGAAAAUAGAGCAAUUUUUGUUAAAACUGAUGUAUCCAAUAAGGAAGAGUUUGAGAAUGCCUUUAAGAAGACCGUGCAAGCCUUUAAAAAUAUAGAUAUUCUCAUAAAUAAUGCUGCAGUUUUUGAUCCACCUUGGGAAAGAAUUGUAGCAGUAAAUGUGAACGGAACCAUAAAUGGCAACCUUCUAGCCCAAUCAUACCUCCCGAAACACAGAACCUCCGAAGACCAAGCGGCCCUAAUAGUUAACGUGGGCUCCAUGGCAGGGCUAAAUCCGUACAGCCUUUUGCCGGUGUACUCGGCCACCAAGUUCGCUAUACAGGGCCUGACUCGAACCUUGGGCGACCCCAAAUUCAACGACUGCACCAAAUUGAGAAUCAUCGGUAUUUUCCCCGGCGCCACAGACACUCCGAAGAUGAAACUGUUUGCCCUCGAGCACAAGUGGGAGGAGAAAGGAUAUGAAAUGCAGAGUCCAAAGCAGUGUGCAGAGGCGGCCAUGGUAGCCUUAAAAAACGCUGAAAGUGGUUCCAUAUGGGUGGUCGACGAAGGCAAAACUUAUGAAUACAAAUUCUCGAACUAACAGCAAAAAUACUAAAAAAAAAACACUUGCACUUUGAUAUAUUUUAAUUAGUCACAAUACCUACUAAAUAAAAAAACUAGUUUAACAAAACAUUAAAGUUAAAAACGAAAAUGUGAGAAGUAGUACAGCUAUUAAUAAAGUUUUAAAUAAAAGACCUG